Molecule: messenger RNA, 11778 nt
Organism: Heterobilharzia americana
Lineage: Eukaryota; Metazoa; Platyhelminthes; Trematoda; Strigeidida; Schistosomatidae
Source: the annotation of a GenBank genome assembly
AUGUCCAGCAUCUUUCUUUUCGCCCAAGAUCACGGGAAAGGCGAAAGCUCUUACUGUCAAUUGCAAAGUGAUCUACACGAAAAGUUGAAAGAGAUUUCAGAUCAAAUCAAACGAGAUGGUGUUUCUAUUCCAGAUGUUCUACGUCCAUUAACACGAGAUUCUAUAGCACAGUGCGUUAUAGGCCCUUCGCACAUUGCCUUCCUUUUGGAGGAUGGUCAAGUAUGUCGUGUGGCUUACACCAUAAACUCGGAUCGUUUGUCCCAGAAGGCUGACCGAAAGCGAAAGCAAGGAAUGUCAUGCUCUGACUCUUCUAGCACAGUUAGAGAAGGAGCUCAGACCCGUACAGGAAGUACUCAACAUGGGACUCGUUCAUACAGGCCACCUUUAAGUGUCCUUGGCAGAACCUCUCGGGGGAUUAGCUUCUUGCGUGAAAUGCACCGUCAAGGAAUUUACCUUGCGAGACCAGUUACACAUCAAAUACCAGAAAGCGAAAUUCCAGAGGUUUUGAUUGAGGAAUGUCAAACUGUUUUGCAAGGGAAAUCACGUCAAGUAAUCGUGCGUGAACUACAAAACACGAAUUUGGACGUCAAUAUGGCAGUGAAUAACUUACUUUCUCGUGAUGAUGAGGCAGAACAAGGCAAUGGAGGAAAUUCUAGCGACAGCAAUAUUCCUGGAGGUGGUGGUGGAAAUUCAGAUGAUUGGGACGAUGAGGCCGUCGAACUACUCUCCUUUUUUGAAUAUCCUGAUAGCCAUGGGCUUUUUGAAAAUGAUGGGUUAACAGCUGAUGAAAUGACUGGACCUCCAACAUCUCCACGUUUUCGUGGUGACUUAACAUCCGAUUAUGAAUACAGCUUCCUUAGUGAUCGUCGGAAACGUAGGCGUAUGGAGUGUCAUCUAUACAACAGAAGUAAUGAGCUUUACUCUGGACGCACCGGUUCUGCCACCAAUGAUUCAACGUACAAUAGAUCGAUCACAGACUCACUGAGAAAUACAACUGCCUCAGAUUCGGUAAAUGAAGGUGUCAAACACUCUACCACUUCUACUCGUUAUUAUGUUCAGUUAUGUGAUGUACUCGAAUUCUGGCCAGAUCCUGAGAAUUCAGAGAUGAAUUUGCACUUUGUUCAUAUUGUAGCUAUGCAUUCGGAAUUAGUUGCACUAACUGCUUGGGGAGAAUUACACCAAUGGCGUUGGGCAGACACUACACCUUUUGUUAUGCAAAACACUACACCUGUGAAUCCAACAAAUGCAAAAGAUGUCAGUGAUAAGAAAUCAGGUCAACAUUCUGAUGUUUUAGAUUCGGAAGGACUGACGGAACAAAGUUUUUCUAGAGUGUAUCAUCCACGAGUUUUAGACCUUGGUUUGAUGGAAGAAAAAAUAAUAAAACUUUCCGGUUGUUCAACACGAGCGACUGUGUUAACGGCUACAGGAAAGUUCGCCACAUGGAUGGAUGAGAGUCUUAUCCAGUCGUUACCUGUAUCUUCUUAUAUAUUGGGUUCAUCAUCUGGUUCCUUAGGAAUAGAGCAUCGAGUUGUUUGGUUUCCUGAACUACGCGAUGAAGCGGUUGUCGAAAUUCACACUGCUCCUCUAGUGACUAUUAUCCGUUGUUCAUCCGGUUCAGUAUAUUGGUGGGGUGCAUAUCCUUCGUAUAUGAGGCAGCGGGCGAUUGAAAAGAUGCGACAGAAUCGUAUCUCUACUGUUUCAAAGAGAAAUAAUGCAGCAUCUAGAAAUCCUGUGAAUAGUCGAUAUUCUUUAUCUCAGCAAAGUAGUAGCAACUGUGCUACUGAAACGUCAAGUUCUACUACAGGAGAGAUCAAUGUCCAAAACGUAAAUGAUAUGUUAAGUUCAAGUGCUGACGUUGUACCGGGUUCAUUCGUUUGUAUACGAAGUGCUCCAAUAUUUCAUGCCGGAGCGAUUGGAUUUACAGUGAUUGGUGGAGUACCAAAAGUUGGGACAUUGCUUGAAGAUGCCUGGAAAACGACAGAUGUUUGUCGAUUCCAAGUUAAUGUUAUAAACUCCAAUUCACUCCUAUCAGGAAUUCAUGAAGGUCCUUUCCAUCCUCCUGCUUUGUCGCCCGAUUCCUCACAACACUUGCUAACCUGUCCAUAUGCAUUGGGACUAUCUAUUCACACUCAACCUACUUCAGGGCAGUGCCUCGGGUCGUUGGGUUAUAAUGCCUCCUCGAUUCAGUUAUCUAGUGAUCAAGUGGCUGUUUCUUCAAGUGGAAGUAAUUCAACGUUGACAUUUCAAGAAAUGCCACCUCCACCGUCUCCAGCUUCCUCCACGUGUAGCGAUCAGUCAGGUCCAGUAAGAGUUAGUCCUGGGACAUUUAAGAGAAAGAAGGUACCUAGCGUGUCAGGAGAUCGUGGUGAGCGGGUCAUUGCAGAUUGGGAUGUUGGUAACCAGAAUAACAGUCGUAACGUGCGUGGCCGUUCCGCUGAUCGUGAUUCUUCCAUCGGCGUUUCAGUCAGUGUUGCUACCAAACGUAGUUCUGCUGAUAUGAGUAAUGAUACUGAUGUUAAUAUCAAAUUAGAUGGAGGAUGUAGUCGAGGAUCUAGCAACCUUACUGUUACCGAGGAAGAUUGGUGUUUAAGCGAUGUUGUUUUUGUCGAAGAUGGACGAACUCAACCUGUGGGUAUUGUUCUCAAGGUGGAUGGAAACAUUGCGGCUGUCAAGUUUUUGAAGGAGCAGGAACGGUCUUGUGUUGCUGCUAAUUGUCCGUAUUCGCCAGUAUGUGCUCUCAUAAACACCAUUUUAGGUGUUGGUUCUGUAUCAACAUCAACGACACCUAACUCCUUUUCUCAAUUCUCUCAAGCAUCUGCAGAUCCUAUGAGUUGGCUUAAUGACUGUCGACUACUACGCAAAGAGGACUUGACCAUUGUUCGAAAUGCUGGGUCGGUGCGUGUCCCCGAUGUGAUUCAACGUACUCCUAGACGUGUGUUUGCUCAUCCGAGUAGUGGUUGCGGUCGUAAUCCAGGUGAUUCAAAAACGUUGAAAACAUUAUCCUCACAUGCUCCGAAAAUCUUAGCGAUUGCAGCUGAGAACAGCCGUAUUCAUGUCAUCGUGGAACAAGCAGAAGGUGGAUCUCAUCAGUCUGCUUUGUAUCAGGUUUACAAUUUGUCAGGAAAGCUAAUCAUCAAUCAAAAAAUGCCAGUAAGUGCUUCUGCACUUAAACCUGUUUCAGCAAUAAACGAACGUUCAGCCACACUAAUCUGUCCGUCUGAACAUCCAUUGCUGUUACGAGACCCUGGUGGUCUUGUUUUGCCAUUCAUCCCACCUUCAAGAACGGCCAACCAUGAAACGUGGACCAGUCCACUUCCGGUUGAUCUUCCUCCUGUUCAGUGUGCAUCUUUCUCUUGGAUUAGAAAUAAUCUGCUUCCUUCAGUCUCAGGAAAUACAAAUGGGAGGCAGUCAACAAAAUCGCAAAAUGAGCAGCAACCGCGUUGUCUUUUCGGCCUAGUCGUUGUUCAAGAUCAAACUUUGAUGCAACAUAUCUUGCGUGCUAACGAUGUACAGGUUGAACGAUUGUUAGCCAGUGAUAUGCUUCCAGGUGAAAGUCUUAAACUAGCUUGUGAACUUGCAGAUGGACGGCGUAAUUUACUUCAUAUGGCUGUGUCAAUGUGUGCACCACAAUCUAACCGUGAGGCAAGUGUUGAUUGGUUGUCAAAACUUGAACCUAUUCUUACAAGUCCCACUUUACGUUCUUCAUUUGAAGAUAAGAACAAAGUGGUCAAGGAACCUAAUGAAUCUUCUGAUGCUUCUGUAACAAAAGUUGUUAAUUCGAAUAGUUCCAGCCGUCAACCCUCAUUUUGGUCAUCUGUAGCUCGUUCAUCAGGUGGCUCCGGUUGUUUGAGUAUGCAUGAAUUAUUUAUCCGAUCUUCAAUUGAAGCUGCAACUGUGGCGGCUGCAGCAGCUUUAUCCAACUCGUCUUCACGUUCAGAUUCUGAAGUGCGCACCAGCACGGCCACUAACAUUACUGCUUCAUCUGGUAAUGGGAUUAAUUUUUGGCAUCUUCCUCCAGUACGAAAAGAUGAGCUUACUCGAAGAAUGGCUUCAUACCGUAUAAUUCGGCUUUUGGUUGAAAGUCGAUAUUUAUUGCCGAGCUUUAUUCCCCUUCUAACUGCACGCAAUACGGAAGACCUUACACCUUUUAUGUUGGCAAUUAAAAUACGGGCAUAUAGCGUUGCUCGGUUUCUGUAUGAUUCUGUUCAUUGCUUUCUUGGUAUCCCUAGUGAUUCCAGUUUGCAAGGUUUACUAAAGCUUCCUUUAAAUGAAACUUCCGGUAGUGUUCCAAUAGAUUUCUUUUCUCCAACAAAUCACAAACCAGAUGAUUCUCCACUUUUCCAACUUUGCUAUAACGAUACUUGCAGUUUCACAUGGACUGGUCCGGAUCAUAUCAGACAGGAUAUCUUUGAAUGUCGGACUUGUGGUUUAAUGGACUCUCUGUGUUGUUGCACAGAGUGCGCACGUGUUUGUCACAAAGGCCAUGAUUGUCGUCUCAAGCGAACCUCUCCAACAGCCUACUGUGAUUGUUGGGAAAAGUGCUCUUGUCAGAGCCUUGUCGCUGGAUUUCAAGCUCCACGUCAUCAGUUAUUUUAUCGUCUAUUGUCUGAAACUAAGUUAGUACAACAUCGAAAUGGUCGUGGAGAACAUUUAUUACUUUAUCUAGCUAAGUGUAUGGAGCGUCAAGCACGAGAACAACGACAACAUCGUCCAUCCAGACGUCGCCUAAAUUCCAAUGCAAACCGAACUAAUUCAGUUAGUAAUCCACCUGUUACUUCUGCAACAAACACAGUCUCAAACUGGGAAUCAAAUAAUGGAGCUCAGAAUACCGGACCAGAAGAGCCUGAUCAUGAUUUGGAGCCUCCUCGUUUUGCUCGCGACGCCUUUGAGUUGGCUCUUGAUUGCCCUGCUGCUGUUUAUAGUAUACUGACGUUAGAUAAUAAUUCAGAUAAUUUAUCAACUGGUUCUCCUGAACAUAAAAGUGGUUUUAUUAGUGAAGAUCAGGUGUUUCUGUCAUCUCAGGGAGGAACAAAUCAACUGGAUGAUUUCGUAUUUUUACUUAUUUGUAAGUGUCCCCCCGAAAUGACUGACAUUCUACUGUCUACUUUAAAUCGAAGUAUUGUGAAUCAUCCUUCAAACGUCGAAGACAAAAAAAGAAAAGCUUCAAGUAAUAGUUCUCCAUCCAUAAUACUGAGUACCUCAGGAUAUUCUAAAUAUGGCGAUUAUCCCACAUCUGCUGAAAUGACGGCAGCAGCCCGUCGAUUUGUGCGUUCUGUGGCUCGUAUAUACGCAUGUUUGUAUUUGGAAUUGGCUCCAGAUCAAAAAAAGAAAAGUCGUUUGGGUUUGGCUCAACCGACGCUUUUGGAUCUCUGUCGGCGAAUAUUUAGUACCCUUGCUCCAAUUGCUAUUAGUGAACUACCGGUACUUGCUGCUAGCCUUCUUGUCCCCAUUCGUACGGGUACUGUUCGUCCAUGCGGAUCGUUUUUGCUUACAUCUCAGUCAAGUGAAAUCAUAUCGGGACUUGAAUUGUUAAUUAAUGCUGAAAGGAAUAAUUUUACGCGCCAGCAAUUGCUUUCUUCUAGUGAAUUCACGAAAUCCGAUGAUCUACCCAAUAGAGGAGUACAAAGAUCCAUGAGCAUCGAUGAUGAUGGAUAUAGGCAUCAUUCGAACUUCAAUGUACAAACAGCAUACCAUAGUGAUGCAGAACCUAUGACGAUACAACCUAUACGUCACCAGAAUGUUGUAUCUACACUACAUGUCGAGUUAACUUCUCCUCACGUUGCCAUCUCUGAUGCUUUGGAGUCUGAUACUAACAAGUAUGUUCAUACAGAAUCGAAUGUUGAAGCUGCAUCACCAAAUACAAUCACGUCUUCAAUAAAUGACCCUUCAUUACUAACUCUUCAAAUGCAGUCCACUAUCACUGAUAUAGAGACAAGCGUUUCUGAUCAUGCUCAAACGGUUAUGAAUCCGACAACUAAACAACUCCCUUUGAAUACAGCUGCAUCGUCUGUUGCAAAUACUGCAAGUCGUAGUUCAGUAAAUUUCGUCUUUGGUCCAAAUUUUUCAGUUGCCAGCUGCACAGAGUCACAAUAUCAUAUUCAGCCCCCUGUAACUUCUGGAGAGUCGCAUGCAUCUCCAACAUAUGGAUCUGUUGAUGAAAACACUGCUGAGCGGGAGAAUCUUACAAGGAGAACAGAAGGUUUAGAAGCUACUCAUGAUGGGACUGUGGAUUUAGGAACCUGGUCUUAUUCACGACAGGAGUCAUCAUACCAUUCUCAUGUAUUUCCGUUGAUAACGGAUGAUAGUGUUGUAAACGAUACAUCUGAUAAUGAUGUUACUUUCCCCAGUGGUUCUAGACGUCGUGUGACCGUAUCCAACGGUAACAACUUAUCUAAACGCCGACGAACCAUGGAACCAGAUGUUACCUCACCAGAUUCUAGGGAUGAUACUAUUCAGGUCGAUCCCCAAAUAACUUAUUCGCUAUCACCGUCGGCCCAAGAUGAACUUCCACUGUCUAUCCUGGAAACGGAUGGAGCUGUCAGUCAAACAAGCAGUACAGCUGUUACAUUAGGUAGCACCACAGACUUGGAUAUUGGGUCAGAGUUGUCAUCCAAUUUGAAUGUAGAACUGCAUCCAGCAACUAGCUUUUCUACAAAUAUGAUAUCAUCUCAAUCGCAUCAGCGCACCUCCGAAGUUUCUGAUCGACAACAGGAAGAGAUUGGAUUUAGUCAACUGCUCAACUCUGACAUUGAUCUUUAUCAGUCGUCACUGACUAUUCAAGAUGGAUCUCUAGCCGGUGAACGUGGUGGUGCCAUCAGUGAACAGCAAAAUGAUAUUGGUUUUUCUGUUUCUAACCAGUCCAACACUUUCCAAGUUGAAGAUGCUUCUGAUGGUCAAGCUUCAGAUUAUGAUGAAUACGAUGAGCAAGAUGAUGGGGAUGAUGGUGACGAUCAUGAGGAUGAUGAUGAAAAUGAAACUGAAGAUGAAGAUGGUGAUCAGGAUGUUUAUGUUGAUGGGGAUCAACUCAUAGAAGGGGAGGAUGAUGAAGACGAUGAGGAUGAUGAGGAUGAUUCUUCUCAUCACAGUGAUGCUUCAAGUGCUGAUGCUGGAAGCCGAUCAACAUCUCCUACUUGGGUAUCAUGGCCAAGAACAUCGGUAUUUUCUCGUUUAAGUUCCCGAGCUACCUCUCAAAGUUCGGAACCUGUAGUUACCUCUUCAUGCACAACAGAUGCUUUGAAUAGCAUCCGUUACAACGCCAGCGAACUAAAUGCAGUGACGACAAGUCAAAGUUCGACAAACAUUACUUCCGUCUCUCUUCAAGGACGCAAUUCUUCUAGUUUGAUCUCAGGUCGUCGUGCUGUUCAAUCAGUGAUUAGUCUUUUGAAUACAACAACGUCUUCUGCAACACCAACUCUGGUUAUCACAAGCACUGGAAAUGUGAACAACACUCCUGUCUCCACUGAAACUGCUGUUACAAAUUCCACUACAUCUGUCACCACUCCAGCUGUUUCUGCCACUGUGGGGUGUACAAUGAUGACACAGGUUUAUUUGUGUCGUGCAUUCGCUUCUCUUUUGCGUAUAACUGCCGAUCUUCUUACUGAACUUCAAGGAGAAUCAGGUCACUAUUCAAGUACUUUACGUCGUUGUACAUCAGUUCCCACUAGUAUUGGUCUUCCUAUGACUAUUUAUGAACAACAACGCCGUUGGCCUAUUUACUGCUCAUCUAUUUUGGUAGCUACCUCAACCGCAUCAGUUAACACCCAACCUCUUGUAUUGUCUUCAAACAACAUUCUCCCUUCAGUUUCUCGCCAAAAUUCUACCUCCACAGAUUAUCACUCGUCAACUCUCAGGGGUCGUUUAUUGAAAUCAUGCGCGUCAGCCGUUUGUUUAUCAACUGAACCAACUAGCUCUAUGAAGUUGGAUUCGGAUUUUCAUAGUUUGCAGCUGGUGGCUUCGGUUGGUGUCGCUCUAAUCCCUGUGUGGCAAUGGGUGACUUCAGCUAUGGAUAAUCUAGAAGCUCAAUUACGUUUUUCCGCUUCUUGGGAUGCAUACUUUUCUGGCAGAAGUAGUACAAAAGGCGCACCGAAGAAUUCCAGUGAAAAUCAAGAUGGUUCUGCCUAUUCCAUGCGGGAUAUUCCCAAUUCAAAUCUUUCACAAACUGGUAGUGAUGUAAACACCAGACGCGGUUAUGCUUCAGGGUUAAACUCCAGAAGACCUACUCUACCGAAUACGUCGUCGUCAUCCACAGUGAAUUCGCGCUUACCUUCAAUUGAUAUUUCUGUUGGUAGUAAUAGUACAGACAGUGCAGCGGUCAUUAUUGGGCAGCGGCAUGACUUCUUAGCCUAUUUGUUUUCGAUAAUGCGAGCUUCAGUAAACAAACAUCUUGCUUAUAUUUUGGAUGCUUUGCUAUAUUUCUUCCGUGCAUUCGAAUCUUCUUGGCCAUCUGGUAUUACACGACAAUUGAAAUUGAUAUUGCCCGAAUUAAAUAGUGUUCACGAAGUAAAAGAUUCACAGCAGACGUGUGUUCAGGAAACUGGCAAGUCAUCAGCCUCAUUCGCACUUCGUAACCCCCAAUCGUUGUGUUCCAGCAAAAUCCCAGAUUUCAAUACUAUUUUUAUACCUGAUCACACCGCUCAGCGCAGCGAUCCGUUUUUCCGACGUUCAGAAAGUAUUUUAUCCUUAUCAGGUCUUGGUCCUGAUUUACUAGAUGCACCCUUAUCAGAAUCUCUACCUCUAGCACUACAGCCUCAGUUAUUACAACCUACGUCUGGAAGAGCUGAAUUAUUUGGUUGUGAUCGGCUUAUACCUGUUAAAUCAGCCACUAAUUUUUCCAACACGCGUAAAAAUGAUCAAAUUCCAAUGCAUAUGAAUGCAAUGUCAAGUACAUGGGGUGAACGAAUGUGUACUGGUUAUACCACAAAUGUUUUAGGCCUUGAUGGUGAAAAUUUCGAGUUCCCAUCCUUUGUCAUACAACAGUUAAUGGUUGGCGCAAAGUUUUUGGAUUCCGUUGGACAUUCUGCUACUCUUCUUUCACGAUGGUGCUCAUCUUUGGAAUUUUUUGGACGUCAUUUCACUCCUGAUGUAGGUACUGAACAAGGGAGUUAUAUUUUUGAACUUGGCGGAUUUUCUCUAAAGGAAGGUCGGUUUAGAAAACAAAUGGAACGUCUUCGCAACUUGUCACGCAAGGAUCUAGUUUUGGAGGUUGAACGAGAACGUGAUCCACUGAUCGUAAACACCAUCAAAUCGUUAAAUAUGGAGUAUUCCAAGCGUCAGUCUCAGGCGCCAUUAAGUAACUUUAGUAGUUCACCAGGUGGUUCAGUAUCAAACGUAAGCAAUCCACCCCUUUAUUAUACGAAUGCGAACACUCAACAAAGAGAUUCAUCUGUGACUCGUUCUAAUGUGAAUACAAGUCAUGGGGGUAUCGCUAUCCUUCUUGGAACUACAACUGACUCACCGUUACUGGGGACAUUGUUUAGUGCUAGUCCAGCAACUCCAACGUCUCUAGUCGCUACAAGUUCAACCACUUCCGGACAACAGGGAAUUCUAUCAUGUCGCCGUAUCAAAGUUACUUUUAAGGAUGAACCUGGAGAAGGUAGUGGUGUUGCCAGGUCGUUCUUUACUGCAUUUUCAGAAGCUGUUUUGUCUCAAGAAUCCUUACCUAACUUGAGUUUAUUUAUUCAGCAAAAUUCGAACUCUGCAAAUAAUCAACCACCACAUUUCCAUCGUCAUUAUACCGUCUUGAAUCGGUCUCAAACCAAUAACUGUGGUAAUAGAUCAACUUCGGUUUUGGUGCAGUCAACAGCAUCUAGUGUGUUCCAACCGUCACCUCAGUCUGUAACAAGUAACUCUAACACUGUUCACUCUCAAACUCUAAUGUCUAGCUCUGUAACCAGUGGACUGACCGGACAACACGUAAUACCUUUAACAACAACGACUCAAACUCCUGUUUCUUUUUAUUCGUAUCAAGUUCCUCGACUGCAUACAUACACAGUUGGAUCACGUACUAGAGUAAGUGCUUGGCGACGAUCUGGAAGGCUUUCUGCGAAUGCCCCUCCGUUCUAUCCAUCUGUUACUCAUACGGUUCUGUCAGCAGCUGAUUCCAAUUCUGAAGCCAGUUCUCGUAAUCCAUCGCCAGUUCGAAAUUCUGAAAUCUCAGUUACCAAUACCUGCAGUGUAGAAAUUUCUUCCGCAUCUAAACUUCUGGAUACAUAUGCCUCAGCUCAGCCUACUAGGUCUAGCACCAGCGCUUCACCAGGAUUAAGUCCUGGACGAAAUCAAGAUCCAUCUGACAUUUCACCAUUUAUUUCUGAGCCAUCUAACUCGAUUCACUCAUCUGAUACUGGCAACUGUAGCUCUCUGUUUACUCGAAGUGAUACAACAGAUGGAAAGUCUGUAGGAAAUCGACUAUUCACACGUAUUCAGCCUCUAGUAAAAAGUGAGCAUCUGACUGCGCGAAUCACUGGAAUGCUGCUUGAAUUGCCGUCUUCAGAGCACGCAGUUUUGCUAACAAAUGAAGAAGCAUUGUGCAAUCGUGUUGAUGAAGCUAGAGCGCUGAUAACAAUGUCCGAUACAAAUGAACAACAUCUUAGUGGUCGUCCGCGAAUUUUUCCAAUAUCUGCUAACCAACGACUUCUGGAUCGGGUGGUAAGUUGGCGUGGCAGGACUUUGACUGUGUUCGGCACUACUCCUACUACUAUCUCUCAACCCGACUUAUCGUCGCCUUCAAGUUCAACUACAGAGUUACUCACACCGGAAGAUAUAGAACGUGUUCCGCUUUUCUGGCAACCUGGACUACAAGGUUAUUAUUUCCCACGAGCUGUUCCUAGUAGUAAUGUAGCUUCAAAUCAAACAUGCGACCCAGUUAAACUAGCUGCACGUUACUCAAUAUAUAGGGGUAUUGGUCGUGUUAUUGGUUUGUGUUUGCUGACAAAUGAAACUUGUCCUUUACACUUCAGUCGACCUGUGCUCAAGUAUAUUCUUGGUCGCGUUGUUCAUUGGCAUGAUUUCGCUUUUUAUGACCCCACAACGUUUGAAGGAUUGCGUCAGCUUCUUCUUCAUACGUCUGACGACUCCUUGAAGCCUUCGGGAAGUAUACCAGAUUACAAUCUUACUUUCUCACUUAUACCUGCUUUGGAAGAAGGCGGUGUGCCGUCCACAGAUGUGGCUCGCGACCCUAAUGCUUCUCUGUAUACCCUGGUUCCCGGUGGAGAUGAAAUUGAAGUGAAUGAAAGUAAUGUAUUCGAGUUUGUUAAAAAGUAUACAGAAUUCAAGAUGAUAACAGCAGUUCAGGAACCAUUAGAGCAACUUCGACGAGGUGUAUUUGAUGUACUACCCCGAAAUGCAUUGGAUGGACUGACCGCUGAAGAUCUACGUUUACUGCUAAAUGGUACCGGCGAUAUAGAUGUUGAUGUUUUGUCUGGAUAUACAACCUUUCUGGACGAGACAGGUACAGGAUCGAGCGUGGACUUAACCAAAAGUUGUGAUAAUACCAACUUAGUGAACCGUUUGAAAAAAUGGUUUUGGAGCACUAUUCGCAAUAUGGAUAUUAAACAACGUCAAGACCUGCUUUACUUUUGGACGUCAAGCCCAACCCUUCCUGCUAGCGCACAAGGGUUUCAGCCAAUGCCAUCAGUGACAAUAAGACCACCAGACGAUCACCAUUUACCUUCCGCGAACACUUGUAUUUCGCGUCUUUAUAUACCACUAUAUUCAUCAAGACAUAUCCUCCGAGACAAGCUGUUGCAGGCAAUCGGGACAAAAAGUUUUGGAUUUGUAUAA